Messenger RNA from Dicrocoelium dendriticum, 303 nucleotides. The record is from the annotation of a GenBank genome assembly. NCBI's taxonomy places the organism in Eukaryota, Metazoa, Platyhelminthes, Trematoda, Plagiorchiida, Dicrocoeliidae.
AUGGGCUAUGGUCCGGGAAAACGGUGGCGGCGGGGUGCGGCGGGGGCGGGGAGGGUACGUCGAGGGCGAGGGGACCGGGGGGGGGCCUGGAAUGGCGGUGGCGGGGGGGAGAGGGAGCGAGACCGCGGGGACGGCGGCCGGGGUCGGACAGGGGGCUGCACGGGUCGUGCGUGUGGCGGUGGGGGUCGUGGGGGCGGAAGGGGGGGGGGGCGGUGGGGCGCGCCGGGCGGGGGUGCGGUGGCGGGGAGGGUCCGUUGGCGAAGGGGGGGGGGGGUGCGGGCCGGGGGGGGCGGGGCGCCCUAG